Messenger RNA from Pleuronectes platessa (European plaice), 1371 nucleotides. RefSeq names its product 60S ribosomal protein L3. Gene Ontology annotation, biological process: ribosomal large subunit assembly; translation. The transcript is spliced from 10 exons. Lineage: Eukaryota; Metazoa; Chordata; Actinopteri; Pleuronectiformes; Pleuronectidae. Gene Ontology annotation, molecular function: structural constituent of ribosome; RNA binding. Gene Ontology annotation, cellular component: cytosolic large ribosomal subunit; ribosome. The record is from RefSeq and is a predicted model, not a curated record. The coding region runs from base 134 to 1360 and encodes 408 amino acids.
CAGAGAUUGCUUCGUCUGAAAGCAAAUACGGCUCCCCAACUGGGCCUAUCACCAAAUUAGAGCUCAUGCACGUCUAAAAUCGUCAGCGCUGGUUCUUCUCUCUUUCUCUCUCACGACUGGACAGUGUGCGGACAUGUCUCAUCGCAAAUUCCAUGCACCACGCCACGGGCACAUGGGGUUUCUGCCCCACAAGCGAAGCAAGACGCACAUAGGGAGGGUGCGUACGUGGCCCAAAGAUGAACCCAGCCAACCCGUCCACCUCACGGCCUUCUUGGGAUACAAGGCUGGCAUGACCCACACCCUCAGGGAUAUUCACCGCACCGGCCUAAAACAGGCUAAGCGAGAGGAGGUGGAGGCGGUCACCAUCAUCGAAACUCCUCCUGUCAUUGUGGUGGGGAUCGUGGGAUACAUCCAGACCAUCCGUGGUUUACGUUCCUUUAAAACCGUCUUUGCCGAGCACCUCAGUGACGAGUGCAAGCGCAGAUUCUACAGAAAUUGGUACAAGUGCAAGAAGAAGGCCUUCACCAAGUACAGUAAGAAGUGGCAGGACGAGACUGGGAAGAAACAGCUGGAUAAGGAUUUUAGUGCGCUGAAGAAAUACUGUUCCGUCAUCAGGGUUAUCAUUCAUUCCCAGAUGCGACUGCUGCCCCUAAAGCAGAAAAAAGCCCACAUCAUUGAGGUGCAGCUAAAUGGGGGUAGCAUCUCAGACAAGGUGGACUGGGCGAAGGAGCAUCUGGAGCAGGCUGUGCCCAUCUCUGCUGUCUUCGUCCAGGAUGAGAUGAUUGACGUCAUCGGUGUCACCAAGGGUCACGGCUUCAAAGGUGUGACGAGCCGCUGGCACGUAAAGAAGCUCCCGAGGAAGACUCACAAGGGCCUGAGGAAGGUGGCUUGUAUUGGAGCCUGGCAUCCCGCCCGCGUGGCCUACACUAUUGCUCGUGCCGGUCAGAAGGGAUAUAACCACCGCACUGAGGUCAACAAGAAGAUCUACCGUAUGGGUCAGGGCAUCCAUGUUCAGGACGGAAAGGUGAUUCGGAAUAGUGCCUCUACCAACUAUGACGCCAGCCAGAAGAGCAUAAACCCAAUGGGAGGUUUCCCCCACUAUGGUGAAGUUAAUAAUGACUUCAUCAUGUUGAAAGGCUGCGUUGUCGGGACAAAGAAACGCGUGCUCACCCUCAGAAAGUCUUUACUCGUGCACACGUCUCGCAAGUCCCAUGAGACCAUUGAGCUUAAGUUCAUCGACACUGCUUCCAAAUUCGGUCAUGGCCGUUUCCAGACUGCCCAGGAGAAGAGGGCUUUCAUGGGGCCGAUGAAAAAAGACGCCCUCAAGACACUGCAGGAGCCUCUGUCUGAGGAUGUUUGAGGAAAAAACAG